Messenger RNA from Thyridium curvatum, 915 nucleotides. RefSeq lists its product as uncharacterized. The coding region runs from base 1 to 915 and encodes 304 amino acids. The transcript is spliced from 3 exons. Lineage: Eukaryota; Fungi; Ascomycota; Sordariomycetes; Thyridiales; Thyridiaceae. The record is from RefSeq and is a predicted model, not a curated record.
AUGUCGUCAGUGCCGCCGUACUACCCGGAGGGCUGGGACCGCGACCGCAUGCUCAACAGCGGCGCUGCCGACGACAUGGAGGGGCUCACCCCGGAGAACAUGUCCGCCUUCCGCGAUGGUCUGCGGGCGGACGUCGGCGACGAAGAGUACGAAAAGUUCUUUGACGAGAUGUGGACGCGGGAAAAGCGUGCCAAGGGUAUCGCGGACCCGCCCCCGUCCGAGCCCCUGUUCAUGCAGGCCAUGAGGCUCAUGGAGGAGCGCCGCGGUCCGGAGUCGCGCUGGGACCCGUGGGGGUUCGUCGUGUUCAAGAGCCCCGAGAUCCGGGACGAGGCGGAGUGGGCUGCCUGCCGGGAGCGGUUCGACUUGAUCCUGAAAGAGUCGACGGACCUUUACAAGGGGUUCGAUGGCCUCGAGGAGUGCCUAUCACGGAUGAAGUUCCGCUGGGUAGAGGACGUGACCGAAGGCGACGCAGGGUUCGAUGGAAUUGCUCGCCUAUACUCCGCAAUGUCCGACAACCUGCCCCCCGGCCUCGCCCACAGCGUCUGCCUCUACAUCACCCCGCCCGCCCUGCGCUCCGUCCUCGACUCCCGCCUCCCCUCGUCGGGCAAGCGCCAGUACCGCAGGGAGAUCCCCUACGCCGUCGCCGUGUCCGCCAAGGCGGCCGAGCCCGUCGACCCGCAGGACGUCGAGGACGACGUCGCGGGCGCCGACUGGCGCGGAUACUUCAACGUGGCGCUCGAGUCGCUGCUCGAGUCGCUCUUCCCGACCGUGGCCAGCGGCUCGCGGACGCCGUUCGAGAUGGCCGGCCACGUCGAGGGCGAGGACGUCUGGUGCGACGGGUACCGGUGGGGGGUGCACAAGACCGGGAUAGGGUACUGGGACAGGAGGACGCAGCAGCCUGGGACCGGGCUGUGA